AUGACCGUGCUGGCGCGCGCAUGCGCGUGGCCGGAGCUAGGCCGGCGGGCCGGCGAGCAGAGAUCAGCGCUGGCGCGGGCGAGGGCGGCGCGCGCGGGCGCCGGGCUAGGGGCGGCGGGCGGGCGCGAGCUGGCGACGUACGGGCGAGGGCCGGCGCGAGCAGAGAUCAAGGGCGGCGAGCGCGCGCGGCCAAAAACGGGCGAGGCCGGCGGCGAGCAGCGAAUAGAGGGCGGCGGAGGGCGCAGCGCCACCGCCGUAAAGGAGCCACCGUCGAGAUCCCGGAAGAGCCGCCCAGCACUGCAGGUGCCCCGGCCCGACCAGAAACAGGACCACGGGCGGACGAUACACCGCGCGCGCAGGGCAGAGACCCACGGCCCGGACGCCGCCGACGCGACCUGCCUCCGCACCAGCCUUCCAGGCGGCCACCCCGCCACCGGGAGAGCGCGCCGCCGCACCUCAGCCCAGGCCGGCCCGCACCAGGCCCUCGCGGCCCGCGCAUCGGCGCCGCGGCCGCAGCCCGGCCGACGCCCCGAGCCCGCGCCGACGCCUCCAGGACCUCCGCCCGUCCGCCGCACCCUCGCCCCACCGGGCCCGCGCCGGAGCACCCGCCGACGGGUCGCCGUGCCGCCCCAUGCGACCCCCACGCCCGCCGCCUCAACGCGCGCAGGAGAGGUGUCGGGGGCGCCCGCCAAGCCAUCCGCCUUUAGCGGCCGGGCGCCGCCACCGCCGCCGGCGCCGGCGGCAGCAGCGGCCGAGGGUGGCCGGGAUCCGGGGCGGCUCUGCUAG
Lolium perenne is the source of this 786-nucleotide messenger RNA. NCBI's taxonomy places the organism in Eukaryota, Viridiplantae, Streptophyta, Magnoliopsida, Poales, Poaceae. The record is from RefSeq and is a predicted model, not a curated record.